Messenger RNA from Auanema sp. JU1783, 5730 nucleotides. The record is from the annotation of a GenBank genome assembly. Lineage: Eukaryota; Metazoa; Nematoda; Chromadorea; Rhabditida; Rhabditidae.
AUGGGAGGAAACUUUGUUGUUGCCAUAAGUAGAAAAAGAAAACACGAAGACGACGGUGAACAUCAAUUGGCUAGAAGGUGCUCUCGAUUAGAAGGGAGCAGUAGCCGAAGUUGUAUGUCGGGGUCUUCCGAGUUUGAGUCAUCCGAAGUUGUCGUCGAUGGGAGAAUUACUAUCAAAGAUUAUGUUAGUCGAGGUUUCACGAAACCAAAAUUUAAAAUUAAUCUUCUUCCUUACCACAAGGAAUUGGAUAAGUGGGCUGAUGAGCAGCUUACUCAUCUUCUAAGUGGCAUUAACAGUUCCAUAUUAAUCGACGAACCCGUUCCUGCAUUAUAUAACUAUAUGCUUUAUAUGGCUGAAUACAUCGAUCAUUUUGGUUUAAGAUUCACAUAUACUCAACAUAUCAAGCUUGUCAAGCUUUUCUAUUUGAUCUUUACCAAAGAGAAUCAGUGGCAUGAAGUAAUCCAUCUGAGUGCCCAGGUUUUAGAAAAACUCAUUCGUGGAUCUCGUCUCUGUAGAAAAGAUCUUGAAUUGGACUGGAAGCCAGUCUAUAAUGUUUACUAUGAAGCUAAAUACGGAAAAGCUGAGGAGGUUGAACCUGAGAAAAUUGGUACGGCCACAUGGAAAUUGAACAGAUUUUAUCCGCUAACAGCUACUAAAGAAAUUUGGGAGAAGUUGCAAGUUCAUAUCUCACCUCGAUACUCCAACAAAAUUUUUUCCAACCUGUGUCUCAUAUUCCUACCCACGAACUUGACUGCUGAGGAACAUCAUAAGUUCGGCGCGGCUUUAUGGUGGGAAACUACUUGGGGAUUUUACUCCGUUGUUGAAAUGGGACACUUUUGGGGGGAUGAGUUUCCUAUGCUAUUCUCCUAUUUGCACUACAAUUCUCCUGACUUCAUGGAUUUCACGUUGUUAUAUGAUGACACUUUCACUAGAAUCCUGAGAAGCAUGGGAUUGUCAAUGAGAAAAGGAAAGAUUGUGAUUGGAGAUGGUGGAGGUAUGCAAAACAUCGACACAUAUGCUCACUGGGUGUCUAAUUGGCUUGGAGGACCAAAAUCAUGUCAACCACAACUAGCCCGUUUAAUGAAAUGCUUGGAACCUUUUCUCCAUCCUUCAAAUGCUGGUGAUCAUACUAAUAUCAUUCUGCUGUUCAUGCAGUGCAUGUGUGAUCGCUUAGUUAAAAGAGUUUACGAAGAGAGGAUAAAGAAGCAUAAGAGAGAGUGCCCUGAAAAAUAUUAUUUGUCGGAUGAUGACAUUUCACAGUUUGUUGAUGUUUUGCUUCCACCUACCUUAACUGCAUUAUACAACGGAGAUGAUCUGAAGAUGUGCACGAAGGUUGUAAUGAUGUUGGCUUCAUUGGAUCCUGGAGCAGUCAUUCCCAAGUUCCUAGAACACACUUACCCAGCUCUAAAUGCCGUGUGUGAGCCUCAUCGUCUUAUACAAACCUUAGAUUGUUUGAUAGAGUUAGCUUUCCAAUUAGCUGUUGAUACUCUACCUGAGAGAAAGAAGGCAUCUAUCGAUGGCAACUGGAUGGCUGAGCUCGAAAAAAUUCGGGACAUGUCAGCUAUUCGCUACCACCGAUCGGCUUCUUUGUCAUUCAGAGAAAAGCAAGUUAAGAGUCAACAUUUCCUUACUCUACGUCAUCACUUGAUAAAUCUGAUGGAAGCUUUGGUCGUAGCCAUAGAUAUCAAUGAUGUUGAGAAAACUACUGUAGGAUUGGAGAAUCUCAUUAUGAUCUUCUAUUUGGUUCCUAUUAUUGAUGCCUCACCUUGCAUUGUAAUCUGGAAAGAUUUGACUGAAGAUGAAAAACAAUUGUGUGAGCUCACAGGAAGGCUACCAUUGAUAGCUUCGCAAGUUAUGAACAAAAUCUUGCAAAUUGUUGGAAGUUUGGCUGUAUGUGCUCCAAAAGACACGAUGGAGUUUGUCGGGGGUCUCAAAGACGAAGCCACUAAAACAGGAGAAGAAGAAAAAGCACUAAGAAAGGUUAUAGACCGUUGUGUAUCUGUGCUUCUUGCCAACUCUUCAGCAGAUAUAGCCGAGGAGCUUAUUGAGAAAGUCUAUCACUUCAUGAGCACAAAUCAGUUUGAAUCGUCCAUUGCUACCGAAAUCGCUGCUGGAAUUGUUGCGCAAGUUGUUUUUGUCCGACCACAGUUUUGGAGAAAGUUCGCAGAGCUUGUUCAUCGAAAGCUUAAAGUCGUUCUCACCCCGGAAGUUCGAAAACAAAGAGACGUUGACUCUGUAGUUCUAUGGUAUAUAAAUUUAGGAUCAAGUAUUUUCUGUACUACUAGCGAGAUAUUCGUUAAGAACAAGGACUUGUGUAACGAAAUCAUUACACUCCUUUUAGAGUGUGAAAGUAAAGUUGCUCACGAGACUGCCGUGAACUGCUUAUGGUAUUCUCUUUUCAUGCUUUCGAGAACGUAUCCGCUUCAACAACACGUUAUCGGAAAGUCUUUGAACCGACCCUUAACUGAGUGGGUUCCAAUUAGAGAAUGGGCUGAAGUAUUCCAAGAGCAUGAAGUCGAGAUGUUAUGGCACGUCCCUAGCGAGCAGUAUAAGCAAGUAGUUACAGAAUUACUUCAGAAGUUUAUGUUCCCUUAUAUGGAACUUCUUCAAGAUCAUAACCUAGACACAUUUGCAAUGCGGAAGUAUCUCAAUCAAGUAAGCAUUUGCCUGUGCGGUGCUAUACCUUGUCUACCCAUGCCGGACUCAGGAAAAGGAGAGUCUGUGAAUCCGGGGCCAUCAGUUGUUCCUUGUCCAAAAAGAGGUCCAACAGGAUUCACUAACAAGCAAUUCGAAAUUUCUUACACGGAUGGCCGAAAUGUCCGCGAAGUUCUGUUGGAAAUAUUAGAAGAUAUCGUCGACCGCCUGGCCAACUCUAAAGAUGAUCACCAAGCUUUGAAUACCAUUACUGCUUUCUUAAGAGCUUUAAUAGACGAAAAAAGCAUCGAUUCAGGAGAGCUCAAUAGUGUUACAAGCAGAACUACCGAUGUCUUCUCCAACUUGAGCGAUCCAUGCAUGUACGGGAAACGUCUUACUCUUAGCUCCAUGGAGUCUUAUGUUCACACAAUUCAUCUGAAUUUUGUUUGUCGAGAGCAAAACUAUCCAUACUCUCAUUACCAAAAGAGGAUUAUGCAUUUACUUCUGAAACUUGCUGUCAAUGAUUACCCAGACGUUCGAGUGUCUGCAAAGACUGAGCUGAACAAUAUGUUGAAUGAUUAUCCACAAGCGAAAGAACAACUCAUCGAAGAUAUCGUCGCAAUUUUAGAAAAUCCUGACAGUCCCGAAGAGAGAUUAAAAGGAGCUUUGAACGUUGUCCGAGAUAACAGAUGGGCUUGUACUGGAAAUAUCAAAUCAAGAUGCAUUUUAUGGAAAGCACUCAUAAGCAUGAAGAUGAGUGAACGUCCUUUCUUCGUGGAAACUAUGGAUGCUAUUUGGGGACAGAUUGGAACUCUCACAACUCCAACGAGAAAGCCAGCUGUGGUAGGAGAGUUGACGGAGUACGUACAGCAGUGGUGGGAUGAACUGCCUAAAAUAGGCGUUUGGAAGGCAUUAGAUUCCAAGGAAAAAAUAGAAGAUGCCAUUGCUCUGAAGAAAGAGCGCAAAAAACAAAGAAAAGAAACACAGGAAAAGCUAGUUAAGACUCUGCUUGAGAUUUUUGAAAAAUCGGGUACCCUUCAUCAUACUCGCGCAAAGCUGUGUAGAACUAUGUUAUGGAGAUGUCAAAGACAGAAUGCGAAAGUAGACACUAUCAGGAUCUUACUGAAUAAAAUGGUAGACGACGAAGAAUAUCUGAGAAGUCGCUGUGCUGAUGAACUAUCCUUUUGGCUUAAGAAGAACAAACCGAAAACCAUUCGUAUGGAGUGGGAGUGUCCGAAAAGGCCAGAGAAUUGUCACAUGCUGCUAUGUGGGCUACGUAAAGACAAUCUGUGUGUAGCGUAUGAUUCGGAAAAUCUUCCUGAUACUGAAGAGAAAUGGAACAAAACAGUUUUCUUCACUAGACAGCAUGGAUGCUAUAAGUGGCCCAAGUCUGUCAGUGUAGUUACAUAUGCCAGCAACAAAGUUCUCGAUAGAGAAGAGCUCACACCAGAAGAAGAAACUAUUGUAGGAUGGUUUGAAAAAACAGCCAAUGUUGAGAAAUGGGUGCAGCUCAUGUUAGUUCAGAAGAAGGAUGAUAUUGCGCUUGCCGACAGUACCUGGUGGAUGGUCAAGUAUCUACUGAGAAAUUUCCCUGGUAGCGAAAAGAUUUUUGAGAACUUCUUGGGGGCUCUGAAAUCGCUCAUGAAAUCUAAAGAGAGAGCUAAGCAGAGGCUAGCAGCCGAACUAUUUCUGGGUAUCGCCAAAGGAACCAAGUACUUCUCUUUCAAGAAGUUAGAUGAAAUGUGGAAAUGGCUAGCUCCUGCAGUGGAUCACUUAUAUGACAUCAUGAACAAUGAAGCCGAAUAUGCUUGGCUAAAUUCCCUCGCUAGACUUUUCACAAAAGAAGACCCUCGCAGAUACUGGUGGCUCAUUGAACAACUUAUCGUGGGUAUGAGUCGACCUUCACCUACCCCGUGGCAUCAAGCAAUGCGAUCUGAAGUCAUCAUCGCAAACAAGUGGCGUGAUAUAGAGAUCCGCAAACGUAUGUGUGAGAUCUCUUGGGAGCAGUUACCGGUCGCUACGACUGAAGUACAGAGAAAUGCUGUUUCCACAACUUUGAAGCACAUCUGUACUCUGUACGACACCAAUCUCUGCAACGAUUUCGAUGGCAUACCUGAGCGCUUCCAAUUACGUGGGACAGACUUUUGGUUGGAAAGAUUUGAAAAAAUGAUCAACUGUCUUGAUGAAUCGCAUCUAACUUCUAGUACAUCUAUGAUAGAUGCAACUACUUUUGAAAAAGAGCAUGAAUCGCCUCUUGGCUUAAGAAGUCAUAGCCAGCAAGAUCUCAGUUUUGACGAGGAUCGCGAGAGACGAUCAUUAAUUUAUCUCCGUACUCUCAUCGAGUUUCUGCUACAGUAUUAUGAAGAUUGUAUGACGAGCUUGACUCCUGGUAUAGUAGCCAAGUUCCCAAUGUUGGUCAACCAUGCUAAUGAAGACGAGUCAGAAGACCAGUCAACAUUUAGAGAUUUUGAUAUUAAACAGAAUGCUUCGCUUCUAGUUCAUGAUUAUAUGGGUAGUUUAUUAUUAUCUGAAAAGUAUGCAGAUGAUUUUCUGAAUACAGUUAUAAAUUCAUUCUAUUCUUCUUGCCAAUGGCGAGUAAAGGUUUCGGUUCUAAAGUAUAUCCAAGUUCUUGUAUUCUCUAACGUUUUUGUAUGUGAGAAAAACAAAAGAAGAGAAUUGGUUACUGAUUUCCUCUUCAAGGCUCUCACGGAUGUACAGAACGAAGUAAGGCAUGAAGCCUACCAGUGCUUGCUUUCUUUAGCUCAUUGUGAAUACAUAAAAUUAGAUAGUGUAGUGGUGCAACGUCUUCAUGAAUUAAACUCACAUACUGAACGAAGAUUCCAACAUGGAGCAGUUCUCGGUUAUGCUGCUCUGGUCAUGGCUUUCCCAUAUUCGACCCCCAAGGGGAUUAUACCAAUAAUUCAAGAGCUCUGCAGGGUAACAUCCAAGAAUGCCGAAAUUCAGUCUACGGCCACCAGCGCCUUACGUGAGUUCCGUAGGAGUCAUCGUGAUGAAUGGGAGAAGACUAGUCGAAUACUCGGUCCACAAUUAGUUUAUCAAAUUGAAAAUGCUAUUGCUCCUCUUUAUUACGUGUAA